This is a messenger RNA of Melanotaenia boesemani (Boeseman's rainbowfish), 1110 nucleotides long. RefSeq names its product LysM, putative peptidoglycan-binding, domain containing 4 (gene lysmd4). The record is from RefSeq and is a predicted model, not a curated record. Bases 135 to 935 code for a protein of 266 amino acids. The transcript is spliced from 3 exons. Lineage: Eukaryota; Metazoa; Chordata; Actinopteri; Atheriniformes; Melanotaeniidae.
CCAGUAGUAGCUUAAUUAGCAGCAGGAGUAGCAUCCAGCAGCUAAUAACUAAAGCAGACGAACCCAUCUAGGGAGGACUGCUUUGGGAAGGCGGUGGCUUAACUGUUGCCAAAGCAUAAGGUUGGUGUGUCGUCAUGCGGAGGGGAGAGCAUGCCCCACAGGCUUUCCAGGCCCCUGUAGAUGUUCAUGCCAGCGCAGAUGGCCAGGUGUAUAUGUUCAAGAGGAGGCCAAACGAAAACGCAGUAUCCUCAGAUGAGGAGGAGGUCAGCGUUGUGGAGAUGAGGCAGAUGAAGCGGGACAGACAGAAUAAUGUCCAGCUGCUGGAGCGCGAGGUUUUAGAUGGAGAUAAUCUCAACAAGAUUGCACUGCAAUAUGGCUGUAAGGUGGCAGAUAUAAAGCGGAUUAACAACCUUAUGCACGAUCAAGAUCUAUUUGCAUUGAAAUCUAUCAAAAUACCAGUUCAGAGACACAGUGUUUUAACAGAGACUUUGUCAGACUCAACUGAUCUUCAAGAGGGAAUGCCACAUUCAGCUCCUGCACCAGUGAGGUCUCACGACAGAGCCAGAGCCCAGUCACAUCUACAGGAGGUCACAGACUUUCUAAUGGAAGUCGAUAGUGAUAUCGACAAAUUGAUUCAGACCACAACUGAUCACGACGAGGAUUUCUUGGACAACAGUGAGAAGCCGCAAAGGUUCAGUUUCAGACGACCGCGCCUGAGCAGCCACGGUGCCGACUGGGGAAUCCAGUGGUGGAACGCUGUAAUAGCAAUGCUCCUGAUCGGUAUUGUCCUGCCAUUAUUUUAUGUCAUUUAUUUUAAAACUAGAGAUAAUGGAGCUUCACCAACAGAUGCUGCUUUACAGCUAUCUACCUCUUCAAACACUUCAGGGACAGGCCUCGGUACAAGAGCGCCCGAGCAAUUUCAAGAGCCAGGAUAGAGAAGUAAUCAGAAAUCCAGAAGCAUCUUUAAGAAUGUUGUAAUUACAUGACAAUCAUAAAGCCAGCCGAAUCAGUAUUUUUCCCAAAACUAAGUGGUCUUAAAUCAGCAGCCCCCCCCCCCCCCCAAAUUAUGCCAUAACUGUGAUCCUUGAUGCAGAUCCUUGAGACACUAAU